CUUCACCCUUGCCGACGGCUUCCACUUUGGCCUUGGCGUCGGCAGCCUCUUCAACGUGACCUCGCACGAGGACGACCACAGCUACGAGUGGAUGCUCUCCGAGGAAUGGGACGGCGACAACAACCGAACACAUACCAACUACACCGACAGCAGCUCCUCAUCCUCCAGCUCUUCGUCCUCCAGCUCCUCGAGCGAGUCCUCGGAGAGUCUCGAAGGAGAUUCGUCGUCGUCGAGCGAGGAGGACAGCGACGAGAGUGACGAGGACUCGAGUAACGAAGGGAGAGAGUACUUCUCCGGGGAGGUGUUCGACGCGGCGCUCAACGGCAGCGGGACCUGGAUGACCGACGAGGACGGCCGCUGGUACAGAUUCCGUCAUCGCAACGAGUCCGAGGAGAGCGACGAGGACGAGUCCCUGGAGGAGGACGAUGACGAUGAUGAGGACGACGACGAUGAAGAUGACGAUGAUGAAGAUGAAGACGAUGAGGAUGAGGACGAAGAUGAAGAGGAUGGCGAGGAGGAAGACGAAGAAGAGGAAGAUGAGGAGAAGGACAAAGAGAAUUCGAACGGAGAGAUCAUGUUGGCCGGCCAGAGGUUCCCGUCGACCGUCUGCUUCGAAGCCAGAAUGGUGGAUCGCGCCAGCUUGGUGGAGACCUCUUUCCAGGAGCACAAGGACGGCGAGUUCGUGUGGGAGGCCGAGCUGCAGGCGCGGAUCCGAGCUGGCUUCUCUUGGGGCUUCCUCCUGACGCAGCUGGUGGGCGGGAGGCUGGCCGGCAUGAUCGGGGGCAAACUCCUGUUCCUCAUGGGCGCUUCCAUGGCCGCGGUGCUCACCAUUCUCACGCCCACGGCCGCCCACAUCGGUCCGUAUUGGCUCCUCGCUGCUCGCAUCAUGGUCGGCGCGGCGCAGGGCGUGUGUGUUCCGGCCAUGCAAGCAGUUCUCGCUCAAUGGGCGCCGCCGAUGGACCGCACUGUCAUGGUUGCCUACACGUAUUCUGGCCUGGCCGUCGGCGCUGCGCUCGGAGGCCCAGUGUCGGAGUGGAUGGUGACCGUGAUCGGCUGGCGGGCGCUGUUCUACCUGCAGGGCGCCGUGGCUCUCGUGUGGUGCGUCCUGUGGCAGUUCCUGGUGGCGGAGAACCCUGCCAAGCACCCACGCAUCACCACGCAGGAGAAGACGCACAUCACAUCGAGCAUUGGAGCACAGCACGCCUGGAGGGGCCUGCCGGUGCCGUGGCCUCAUAUAUUCAGAUCUCGUUACGUCUUCGCUGUCGUCUUAGCUGAGUUGGGCUUCUCAUGGGCGUGGUUUACCCUCCUUCACCACGCCCGCGAGUAUGCAGUGACCGUGUUGCAUGUUCCCGAUCACCAGGCACGUGUGGCAUGGGGCACGGCUCUCUUUGCCAUGUGGAUCAUUGCCAUAGUGUACGCCACCUUAACGGACUGGGUGAGGCGCACGAAUCGACGCUCUACAGUGGUCGUGCGUCGGGCAGCGAACACACUGUGCGCUCUGGUAACCGCCGGAUGCCUCGUGGCCGUCGCGCAAUCCAGCUGUUCGCAAGUCGCUGUGUUGGUCUGGUGUUCCAUGGCGCUGGCACUGGGCUUGUCGGCUUCCUUCUCCACCUUCCUGGCCAAUGGCAUCGAACUGGCACCCAACCACGCAGCUGCAAUCGCCGGCGUCAGUGGCACUAUUGGCGCAGCUGUACAGGUGCUUUCGCCUCUGUAUGUGGCUUAUCUCACGGAUGGACAGGCCACCCUCGAGCGUUGGCGGAUGGUGUGGUACACGGCGGCCGUCGUGCUCGCGCUCACCAACUGCCUCAACUUCCUGAUGGUGUCGUCGAAGGAACAGGUGUGGAACCGCCCCGUGGCCGUGCCCGUGUACCCGAAGCGCCAGUCGUCGUACCUGGCCACGCGGCGCACGAGGCUGUCCCCGCCGCCCCGCCCCGGCCCCGUCGUCGCGGUGCGCGGGAACAAGAACCCCGCCUAUGUCUUCACCGAGGAGUUGUAGGGGCGGCGCUGAAGGAAGGAGGGGUGGCCCGCCCCUCCGUUUGUGGCUCUACCUCACGUGCGUCCUCCUGAGUGGAACAAAGACUUUCGUAGAAGGAUUAUCGCUCCUGGAAAGACAUUCGAGAGAUGCAACCGCCGUCUUCUUACACGAAGGAACGAGGCUCCCGUUUUCUUCUCGACAGGAAGAGCGACAAAGGUUUUUGUGCCAUGAAACGAAACUCAUCUUAUGAAUUAUUGUUGUUCAUUGACUUAUUAUACUCGAUAGAGACUUCUUAUACCACUGACAAUGUGUCUAACACUGCAUUGUGAAUCUCCUUACACUUUAGUCAUGUUAAAGACACGUAAGUUUUUAGUCCUUAAGCUUUUACUUUUAUAAAUACAAAUACAGAAUAUCGAAUUAAAAAGUAAAUAACUAGAUAAAAUACACUUUUUCUUUCGGGAAUAGGUGGUAAAGUAUAUAAAAGAAAAUAUCCGAAUUAAUAACUCAAAGGACAUACCUUUUACAUACCUUUACACGGAGAUUUGACCCUAAGAUGGGAAAACAACAUUGUCCCUUACGAAAAUACACUAAAAAUCGAGACCUGGCAGCUCCUCUUGGCUACAGACCGACUGAAAUCAGAGGCGUUGUGCUGAAACCCGAAGCCGCGCAUGGCAGUGUUCAAAAGAUAAGUCCAAGAGUCCUUAUUCUUGCUGUGUUAAUACUCAGCAUCUUGCUGUCCAAUAUUGUGAUGCUGUGUUCUUACCAAGAUGGCAUUUUACCGUGCUGUUCGAGCCGGUUGACUGUGAUAAUGUAAUAUAUGUAUACAGUAUGCUGUAACAAAAAAUCUUAACCAGUACAGAACUUGCGAAAGAGUUCUUGUGGCGCUGUAAAUGCUUCACUAAAAAGGCCUUUUCUCCACAUGAUCACCUGUUGAAUUCUUGAAUCAGUACCAGCAACGUCAUGGUCUGGUUCUGGGAAAUGUGGCAAGCUAUUUUUUUUUAAGUCCUUACGUAUCGGUUUCCAUUUAUCUUCCCAAUAUCACACCUUGGGAAGAAGUCGUUAGUGAUGAAUGCUUUGGUAAAUUUCAAUGUAUAAAUAAAUAUAAAGAGAAAAAUAAACCAUAUUAUGUUGAUA
Molecule: messenger RNA, 3109 nt
Organism: Penaeus vannamei (Pacific white shrimp)
Lineage: Eukaryota; Metazoa; Arthropoda; Malacostraca; Decapoda; Penaeidae
Biological process (GO): transmembrane transport; monoatomic anion transport
Cellular component (GO): membrane
Molecular function (GO): transmembrane transporter activity
Source: RefSeq, a predicted model, not a curated record